Annulohypoxylon truncatum is the source of this 456-nucleotide messenger RNA. RefSeq lists its product as uncharacterized. Bases 1 to 456 code for a protein of 151 amino acids. The record is from RefSeq and is a predicted model, not a curated record. Lineage: Eukaryota; Fungi; Ascomycota; Sordariomycetes; Xylariales; Hypoxylaceae. The transcript has a single exon.
AUGUUUAAUAUGCUUAAUUUAAGUGCUCUUAUCUUCGCGGCAGUCCUUCCUUCUACGCUGGGAAGCACCCUUAACGUGCUCAACAACUGCGGAUUCGAGAUUUACUGCGGUGCAGCUAAAAAUGAUGGGAGUUCGUCUCCGGCCGUUCGAGUUAAUGGCGGCGGCAGCACGUGGCAGUCCCCUCUCGCAGCGGACGACGACAAUAUUGGAAGUGUGCUGAAGUGUGCCAACAACCUCGGUCUCAUCCAGCCAUUCCAGAUGGAGUUAGCUCUCCAGAAUGGACAUUCUUGGUUUGACCUUUCGGCUCUGGACGGUGACCCAUUCAUCGGUGUCUCGCGCCAUGCUGAAAUUGCCGGUCAAUGUGUUCUUGACUGCCCACCAGGAUCCGUCGGAUGCGAGUGGCCAGUUCAGCCGGACUGUCAAACAUCAGAGGAUGCGUGGUUGACUCUUUGUUAG